AGGAAUCCUCCACAUGACCUCGCCGGGCUUAUUGUGGCCACAGCGGGAGUUGGAUGCAUAGGCCCAGGUAAUAGCCAGGUGCUCCUGUGUUUUCCAUUUCUAGCUCAGUCCUGUUCAUGUUUCCACCUAGAGUUCUAGAAGUGAGGGUGUUUCCUGAGACUGCUGGCCAGAUUUGAUUUGUCUUUAAGGGCGUACAUUCCCAGAAAUAACACCCAUCACCCACUGAGCAUGUUUGUGGUCUCCCACCCCAGGCCCUCUUUGAGGCGGUAGUGAUGAGUUUCUAUCCAUGCCAGUCCUGAACUCUGAUUGCCAGUCUUACGGUCUUAGGACUUCCACGUCUCCUGUGGUUCUUUGGCUCUGAGAAGCACAUGGCCUCUGUACUUGGAGCUUCCUAGACCUGCAUACCAAGGACACCUCUCUAUGGAAGAUAAGGGCUCAUUUCUCAAGACCAGAAAAGGAGACUGGAGUGGUACCUGUGCAGGGAGCCUCAGAAGGGAGGAGCCGCACACCUGGGGCCCGAGGAACCUCUUCUUGGGAGGCUCCCGUCUGAUGUGCAGGAGGCAGGACAUCAGACUGACUCUUCAGGGGAUCCUGCAGGGGACCGAGACCAGCACCCACUGUCUCAGCCUCUACUGCAGGGGACACUGUGUGGCUCUCUGUCUAACAGUGAGACACGAGAGCCCAUUUUACACGAGGUGGCUGCCAGGGACUCAAAAUCGCUAAGGUUUGCCUUGGGAGCCCCUGGAAUGUGGACAACUCAGGACCUGACAGGAAGUUCUGUGUUGAUGAGUCCGGGCUUCACGUGGAAGUGAAUGUCACUUUAUAACCAGUAGUCACCCUGAGUGAGGGACACUAUGCAGGAGGAAGCCUUCCACAGGAAGACAGGCAGGGCAAAGCUUAGGCUGACCCUGAGCCUCCCAAGUAGAGUGAGCCUGAGAUAAGCUGCUGACAUGGCAAAGUAGGGGACUUGGUGACCUCGCGCCUAUACCUGGAGUUGUCAAGAUUUCCUCUUUUAAGUCACUAUACCAAAUAGGAAACAUGAUCUACAAGUGCCCCAUGUGUAGGGAGUUUUUCUCUGAGAGAGCAGACCUUUUCAUGCAUCAGAAAAUCCACACUGCUGAGAAGCCCCACAAGUGUGACAAGUGUGACAAGGGUUUCUUUCACAUAUCGGAGCUCCACGUUCACUGGCGAGACCACACUGGAGAGAAGGUCUAUAAGUGCGAUGACUGCGGUAAGGAUUUUAGCACCACAACGAAGCUUAACAGGCAUAAGAAAAUCCACACCGUGGAGAAGCCCUAUAAAUGCUAUGAGUGUGGCAAAGCAUUCAAUUGGAGCUCCCAUCUCCAGAUCCACAUGAGAGUUCACACAGGGGAGAAGCCCUAUGUCUGCAGUGAGUGCGGGCGGGGCUUCAGUAACAGCUCGAACCUCUGCAUGCAUCAGAGAGUGCACACAGGCGAGAAGCCCUUCAAGUGUGAGGAGUGUGGCAAGGCCUUCCGGCAUACGUCCAGCCUCUGCAUGCACCAACGGGUGCACACGGGGGAGAAGCCCUACAAGUGCUACGAGUGCGGGAAGGCUUUCAGCCAGAGCUCCAGCCUCUGCAUCCACCAGCGGGUGCACACCGGGGAGAAGCCCUACAGGUGCUGUGGGUGCGGGAAGGCCUUCAGCCAGAGCUCCAGCCUGUGCAUCCACCAGAGAGUGCACACCGGGGAGAAGCCCUUCAAGUGUGAUGAGUGCGGGAAGGCCUUCAGCCAGAGCACCAGCCUCUGCAUCCACCAGCGGGUGCACACAAAGGAGAGGAAUCACCUCAAAAUACCAGUUCUAUAGAGCGCUUGUUAAGUUAGAAAUCCUAAACCCAUAAGUGCCACUAGGAAGGAAACCCUACAGACACCUGCAUUGACCCGAGAAUUGUUACAGGAAGCCCCAGCCCCAGCAGAACAUUCUUUUUGAAGAGGCGAGUGUGAGGCUGAUUUUUUGAUCCAUGCCAGUGUGUUCCACAAUUGGACUUUGACUCUGGAAUCCCUCCGGGUGUCUGCCCCAGAUGGGCCGCGGGGUCCCAGCGUUUCCCACCCACGAAACGUGGGUGCAUUUCUUGAGGUUCCAGCCCGAUGCCUCCGUAGUGAAUACAGCACAGGGAACCACGGCUGUCACCCAGCCUCCUGCGUCACCUUCUGUUGACGCUUCACCCAACAGUGAGUUAGCCCAGCCCUCCUCCCCAUCCCUCCAUGGAGAGCUCACAACCCCUUCUCUCAAUUCAGGCAUAUUGGUUAAUGCAUUUGAAACGGACAGUCCCCCCAAGUCAGUGCUUUGACAUCUCUGAGGCUCCCCUCAAUUCACCCCUGCCUCUCCAUAGACCCCAUUGUUUCUGAGCCCACGUUCCUGUGUGUCCUCAAAGUACUCUACCCAUAGACACCCCCUCUUCCUAGAUGGCGUCCAGUCUCAUUUUAGUUUUACUCAGUCAGCCAGUCAGGAUCAGAAUCAUUGGCAGACGGAUGUGCCCUCGAACUUUUUUUUUUUUUUUUUU
Molecule: messenger RNA, 2521 nt
Organism: Miniopterus natalensis
Lineage: Eukaryota; Metazoa; Chordata; Mammalia; Chiroptera; Miniopteridae
Gene: ZNF664
Product: zinc finger protein 664
Biological process (GO): regulation of transcription by RNA polymerase II
Molecular function (GO): RNA polymerase II cis-regulatory region sequence-specific DNA binding; DNA-binding transcription factor activity
Source: RefSeq, a predicted model, not a curated record